UCCGGUUUCAUGACGCCACUGAUCUCCUGACUGUGUUCUUGUUUGGUGGUUUAAAACUGUAUCUAAUGGAAGGCUCAGAUGUUCAUUGUCUGUUUCUGCCAUGCAAUAAAAAUCACUACUGGAGCCUCUGAGGCCUAGACGAGUGUGAACAUGUUUCCUUUGACAUAGGACUCUCGUAAAGCGACAGACAAACCAUGUGGAGAAUUCAAGGUUUCGUCGGCAGGGUUUUACAUCGGUGUUAUGGCAGCAGCCCGCUGCGACUGCCUCAGAACCACCACGUCGAGGAUGAAGUCUUCAACACCUCAGCUGUCCUCUCCACCUCCCGACACUCCCCUGACAGCAGCUCUCAGAACCAUCAGGAUGGAGAGAGGAGGAGGAAACAGAGGACAUUUCAGUUCAACUACACUGAGCUUCCACGGUACACGGUGCUGGAUGCUGUGGGACUGGGAACAGCAGCUGUUCUUUUUAUGCAGGUAUGCAGGAGAAUCCACUCUCAGUUUUCAGCAGCCACAGAUCCUGGUCAAACCACUGGAGGCCUGACCUCUCACUCCACAGUGAAAAAGUGUGGCUACCGCAUCCUCUUAGAGAUCUUGUCCAAGAAUGACGUCCUGCCCCAAGGAAGGAGUGUGUUAUGCCUCGUAGCGGUGCCAGAGAGACAGAACGAAGAUCAGAUUGAGGCUCAGCAAAGCAACAACAACAACAGCAGCAGCAGUAGUUCAUUUCACCAAAGCAGCAGCAGCGAGCGUCAGAGUACACAUAGUUCAAUCUGUGGCCAACAGAGGUCGCUCCUCCACCACGAUUCAGCUUUAUCAGACUUGGAGGAACCUGUUCUGUCAGGGUCUCAGCCCCUUCAGAAUGAUGGCAGCACAAAAGACACUAAUCACAAGCCGGACAGGUUGUCAAAUGAGGAGAGGCUGACAGAAGCAACAAUAAACCUCAAAGACGUGGGAGACAACAGUAUUUCAGUGGUCCUCAACAUCAUUGGUCUAGAAAGUGCCAAGUGUGAGAACUACGAGGAGGCUUUUGCUUGUUUUUUAGCUGCCGCUCAACAAGGAUACAACAAAGCCCAGUUUAAUGUUGGUGUGUGUUAUGAAAAGGGCAGAGGAGUUAAAAAAGACCAGGAGAAGGCACUUUAUUACUACAAACAAGCUGCAGGCAGUGGCCACACACAGGCGCAAUACCGAUAUGCAAAGCUGCUGCUGUCCAGCAGGAGGCAUCAGAGUUUAGAGGAGCUGAACACGGCUAUUGAGCUGCUGGAAGAAGCCUCAGCAGCUGGGCUCACCAAGGCUCAGCUCUGCCUUGCAUCAGUUUACUGUAAAAAAACAGUGAGAAAUGUGAGCAAAUCCAUCCAAUAUCUGAAGAUGGCAGCAGAGGCUGAUGAUGGCACUGCCUUGCUGUUCCUGGGUCAGUGUCACGAGAGUGGCUUUGGGGUAGAGGAGAACCUGAGGACAGCUUUGGACUUUUACAAACAAGCAGCUGAAGCAGGCAACAAUCAGGCUAAGAUGCUGUUGAAACCUCCAAAUACUACAGAAAUAAACGUAGCAGCCAUGCUGCGCUCCAUCAGCUCCGCUCCCUGUUUCCCUGUUGCCAAGCAUCAGCUCCAGCCACUCUCCUCUCUGGCCUCUCAGGUUUCAUCCUCCGCCUCUCACCCAACUGCCCUUCCGCUCCUGCCCCACUCCUGGAGCACUGGGAGUCUGUUUGCUGCACCAGCUUCUUCUUCCUCUCGUCACCUUCUUCCCCUCAGCAUAGAGAAACGAACCUGCCAGUGGACGGUGGGGGUCAGUUAGUUCUCCUGAGUCAGCACAGAUUACAAAUGGAAAUUUACUGUUGAAAUUUAAUGUUUUUAUGUGUUUUUGUUUUGGGUUUUUUUCUCCUCAUAAGAGGAAAAGGUAAAUGCGUGUUUGGUUUGUAUAUAUUGGACAAGGUUUGAUAAGGUUUUUCAUGCAUGUGUGUGUAUAUAGGUCAAAUAAUUAUAUGUUAUUUGUAAUGCUAAAUAGUUAUCAGACACCAACUCUGACAACAGUGGAGCCUCCUUUCUAUCCAUUUUUGUUCAGCACAGUAUUUUUUUAUAUAAGUUCAGUUUUACAUUGGCAAAUAUGGUAGUUCUACAAGGUGAACAUUAUGGAUGGACCUUGAGAAUAAUUAAUGAGUGAAAUUACCCCAGAUAUAGGUGAGGAAUGACAGAGGUGGGAAAUAAAAGGAAACUCAUUUUAAGUUAACUAUGUGCCUGACCUUAUACAACUGUCCAGAGUGAAUUAUAUUGCACUAGGAUUAAAAUAUUCUGUCUAACGCACAAACUGACAAAAAAAAAACAACAAUAAAACAAACAACUGAAA
Cynoglossus semilaevis (tongue sole) is the source of this 2336-nucleotide messenger RNA. It is a transcript of the gene dele1, whose product is annotated as DAP3 binding cell death enhancer 1. The transcript is spliced from 12 exons. Lineage: Eukaryota; Metazoa; Chordata; Actinopteri; Pleuronectiformes; Cynoglossidae. Gene Ontology annotation, molecular function: protein binding. Gene Ontology annotation, cellular component: mitochondrion. The record is from RefSeq and is a predicted model, not a curated record. Gene Ontology annotation, biological process: extrinsic apoptotic signaling pathway via death domain receptors. The coding region runs from base 195 to 1787 and encodes 530 amino acids.